AUGGAAACUGUUGAUCUUGUUCCUGUUCUUCCUUUAGAACUCCUGAUAGAAAUCUUGUCAUGGCUUCCCGUCGAGACCCUCAUGCAAUUAAGGUGUGUUUCAAAGUCAUGGAAAUCACUCAUCUCUGAAGACAAAGACUUCAUGAAACUACACUUGAAGAGAUUGCCAAAAAACAAGCACCAGCACAUUCUCCUCACCUUACAAAAGCCCGCCCCUCCCGACUUGGAAUAUGAGGAACGUUACGCCAUUUCGUGCUCCGUGCGUCAUUUUCUUAACAAGUCGUCACCCGCGAUAGAUGAAUAUGGGCUUUACACCUUGAAGGAAAAGUACCUCGUCGCUGGCUCAUGUAAUGGUUUGGUCUGUUUGCAGGGCUUUUGUGAUCUUGAUAUCAUGAGUGAGUUCUGGGUCCGACUUUGGAACCCAGCCACGCGCUUAAGGUCCAACAAGUCACCAACCUUUUGUAACGAUGCCGACAGCUUGAACUUUGGGUUCGGGUAUGAUGAUUCUCGUGACACUUACAAGAUACAUGAUCCUUUUGGGCUAAUUUUAUUAUUUCCUCUUUGCAAGGUGGUGGUGCUUUCAAAUUAUUAUUACAACCGUAGAGAACCAAAAUUGGAGACAAUGGUUCAUUGCAUAGGUACUGAUAGUUGUUGGAGAAAGAUUUUGAACGACCCUGGUUUCCCAUUUUCGUUAAAGGAACUUAAUGGACAUUUUGUGGGUGGUUGUAUAAACUGGUUAGCACUUAACGAGUUGAAAUGUCCCCAGAAGUUUGUGAUUGUUUCAUUUGACAUGUGUAAGGAGGCAUAUAGUUCUUUAUCGUUGCCUGACGGUACUAAUGAGAGUAUUAGUCAGCUUCCUAACCUUAGGGCAUGCCUUGGGGUUCUGGACAAUUGUCUGUGUCUUUUUCAUGACCAAAAGGGAACCCAUUUUGUUGUGUGGAAAAUGAGAGAGUAUGGAGUUCAAGAGUCUUGGACUCGAUUGGUGAGUGUCAAUUAUGAACAUCUCGGAUGUGUUGGCUUUAUGUGUCGUCCACUGAUGUGCUUGAGUGAAGACGGUGACAUCCUGUUGCUCAUACAAAAGGGAAAUCUUGAUGUUAUCAUGUACACUGUAAGAGAAAAUAGUGUGAAAUAUGUUCAACUUCCUGACAACAAAAUUUGGUCGGAUGCCAUUGGUUAUGUACAAAGUCUAGUUUCACCAUGUUAA
This is a messenger RNA of Lotus japonicus, 1203 nucleotides long. RefSeq names its product F-box/kelch-repeat protein At3g23880-like. Bases 1 to 1203 code for a protein of 400 amino acids. Gene Ontology annotation, molecular function: protein binding. The transcript is spliced from 2 exons. NCBI's taxonomy places the organism in Eukaryota, Viridiplantae, Streptophyta, Magnoliopsida, Fabales, Fabaceae. The record is from RefSeq and is a predicted model, not a curated record.